Torulaspora globosa is the source of this 1515-nucleotide messenger RNA. RefSeq lists its product as uncharacterized. The record is from RefSeq and is a predicted model, not a curated record. Bases 1 to 1515 code for a protein of 504 amino acids. The transcript has a single exon. NCBI's taxonomy places the organism in Eukaryota, Fungi, Ascomycota, Saccharomycetes, Saccharomycetales, Saccharomycetaceae. Gene Ontology annotation, molecular function: aldehyde dehydrogenase (NAD+) activity.
AUGAGCAUGUUUGAGACAAUUACUAUCCCGCAAGUCGGGUUCACUUACAGCUUGCCCAUUGGCCUCUUUAUCAACAACAAGUACGUCGCUUCGAAGGAUGGUAAGAAGAUAGAUACGGUCAAUCCAAGUACCGGUGAGAAGAUCACAUCAUUUUACGCUGCCAGUGAGGAGGAUGUGGACGAUGCGGUUAAAGCUGCUCGUGAAGCUUAUGAGAACGUUUGGUCGAUGAUGGCGGCCGAGGAGAGAGGACUCUUGUUGUAUAAGUUGGCCGACCUAAUCGAACGUGACAAGUAUAAGCUUGCUGCAUUGGAGACACUCGAUUCGGGGAAGCCAUAUCAUUCGAACGCCGUCAACGAUUUGCAGCAGAUUAUUCAGCUUACUCGCUACUUUGCUGGAUCAGCAGACAAGUACACCAAGGGUGAGACCAUUCCACUGAAUCAUGAUAAGUACGCAAUGACUUUCAAGGUUCCUUACGGUGUGGUAGGCCAGGUGAUACCAUGGAAUUAUCCUCUUGCUAUGGCAAGUUGGAAGAUUCAGGGCUGUCUUGCCGCUGGUAACACGAUCGUCAUCAAGCCCGCAGAAAACACUUCGAUAUCUUUACUUUAUAUGGCCCAGCUGUUUGUGGAAGCAGGCUUCCCACCUGGAGUGUUGAACGUCGUCCCCGGCCUUGGAGCUACUGCUGGCACUGCGCUGGCUGCUCAUCCUGACGUCAACAAGAUAGCCUUUACUGGAAGUACUCAGGUUGGCCAAAAGAUAAUGGAAUUGGCGGGCAAAUCAAAUCUGAAGGCAGUCACCUUGGAGUGCGGUGGAAAGUCACCUGCUGUUGUUUUCGCAGACGCUGCGUUGGAUAAUGCAGUGGAAUGGAUCGCUAAUGGCAUUUAUUACAAUUCUGGCCAAAACUGCACUGCAAACUCGCGGGUAUAUAUCCAAGAGAGAGUUUAUGAUGAGUUCAUAUCCAAGUUCAGGGUUUUUGUGCGGAAAAUGUGGACCUUUGGAGAGAAGUUAGAUCCCUUUGACGAGAAAUGCACCGUCGGACCUGUCAUCUCAGAAACUCAGUAUUUGAGAAUCUUGUCAUAUCUUGAGCAUGGUCAGAAUGAGGAGAGACUCAAAAUGGAGACGGUGGGAGAUUUUCAAAAGGACUCAAGGGGAUAUUUCCUCCCCCCACUAUAUUUCCUUGAUGUGCCACAGUCUUCGAAGUUGAACCAAGAAGAAAUCUUUGGACCAGUGGCUGUUUUCUCAAAGUUCAAGGAUUACGAAGAAGCCAUCAAACUGGCCAACGAUACAAUGUACGGUUUGGCGGCCGCGGUUUUCUCUGAGAAUGUGAGGACAGUAAACCAGUUCGUCCGCGACAUUAAAGCAGGGACUGUUUGGGUCAAUUCCUCGAAUGAUGAAGAGAUAUCAGUGCCUUUUGGCGGCUUUAAAAUGAGCGGGAUAGGUCGUGAACUGGGCCAGAGCGGAGUGGAUUCUUAUGCGCAGCUAAAAGCUGCCCAUAUCAAUCUAUCCAACUACACAUGA